AUGCCCCGGAGCCACACCGACAACGGCGGUGUCCCCGACGACAAACGGGUGGAGUUCGUGGGGUUGACGUCUGUGGAGAGCGGCGACGCGCGGUCCGGGGGUCCGGGGGGCGGGGGUCCGGGGGGCGGGGGGGGCGGGGGGGGGCGGCUCAGGCUCGCGGGCUGUCCCGGGGACCCCGGGCUCGGGGCCGCGGCGGCGGUGGGUACCGGGGACAGUGCUCAGGGCGCGCGGUUGGGGCUGUUGGGGAGACCUCUGCCCCAGAAACACAGCAACAAACGCACCGCCCGUUACCGGAGACUCCAGAACUGCCUCUACAAUGUGCUCGAGAGACCCCGAGGCUGUGCCUUCAUCUAUCACUCCUUCAUAUUCCUGCUUGUCUUGAGCUGUCUCGUGCUGUCUGUCUUUUCAACUAUUCCUGAGCACCAGGACCUAGCAAACGAGGGACUCUUCAUUCUGGAAUUCAUAAUGAUUGUGGUAUUCGGGCUGGAGUACAUCAUCCGGAUCUGGGCGGCUGGCUGCUGCUGCCGAUACAGGGGAUGGCAGGGACGGCUACGGUUUGCCCAGAAACCAUUCUGCAUCAUAGAUUUUAUUGUUUUUAUCGCCUCUGUCGCUGUCAUUGCCGCGGGUACAGGGAAUAUCUUCGCCACGUCAGCACUUCGUAGCAUGAGGUUCCUGCAGAUCCUUCGGAUGGUGCGAAUGGACCGUAGGGGAGGCACCUGGAAGCUGCUGGGCUCUGUGGUGUACGCUCACAGUAAGGAACUGAUCACAGCCUGGUACAUUGGAUUUCUCGUUCUCAUUUUCUCCUCUUUCCUUGUCUAUCUGGCUGAGAAGGAUGUAAACAAAGAUUUCACCACAUACGCAGACUCCCUUUGGUGGGGUACAAUAACACUGACCACGAUUGGUUACGGAGACAAAACACCACGCACAUGGAUGGGUCGGAUGUUGGCGGCAGGAUUUGCACUGUUAGGAAUCUCCUUCUUCGCACUCCCAGCUGGAAUCCUGGGUUCAGGGUUUGCUCUGAAGGUUCAAGAACAACAUCGACAAAAGCACUUUGAGAAAAGAAGGACACCAGCUGCCAACCUCAUUCAGGCUGCUUGGCGUCUAUAUUCCACCGAUGUGAGUCGAGCGUACCUGACAGCCACCUGGUAUUACUAUGACAGCGUUCUUCCCUCGUUCAGAGAACUGGCAGUCAUGCUGGAAAUACUCAGUCGCUCUCGUAAUGGUGGUGGACUCAGGCCCUCAGACAUCAAAAAAUCACAGGAAGAGUCCCCGCGGAUACAUGCAUUUCAUUCAGGUCAAAGACUAAAUGUUCCGCCCUAUAAUAUGGGUGAGAGCCAUCUCUUUAAUAGUAAACAGAAUUUCUUCCGGAUUCAGACCACACGGAAACUGAGCCAGAAGCUGGGCUUCAGAGAUCGGAUGAAAAUAAAUAGUCCCCGGAUUCAGAGCACAAGGACCAAACAGGCAUCAGCUCCAAGCAUCACACGCUCACCCAGCACAGAGAACGCAACACAAAUCAGUCCCAACAAGGUACAGAAGAGCUGGAGUUUCAAUGACAGGACCCGCUUCCGGGCAUCUCUCCGCCUGAAGCCCAGACAAACGGUGGACAUGGAGAAUCAGAGUGAGGACAGUUACGACGAGAAGGCGUUCCAUUGUGACAUCAGCAUGGAGGACAUGACCCCCAUCGUGAAGACCCUGAUCCGGGCCAUCAGCUGUGUUGGCACUGUGGGCUGUGUUGGCACAGUGGGCUGUGUUGGCACCAUAGGCUGUGUUGGCACCGUGGGCUAUGUUGGCACUGUGGGCUGUGUUGGCCCUGGGCUGUUUGGCACUGUGAGUUGUGUUGGCACUGUGGACUGUUUUGACACUGUAGGUUAUGUUGGCACUGUUGUACUGGCACUGUGGGCUGUGUUGGCACUGUGGGUUGUUGGUGCCGUGGCUUGUUUUGGCGCCGUGGGCUGUGUUGGUGCCGUGGGCUGUGUUGGCACCGUGGGCUGUGUUGGCACCGUGGGCUGUGUUGGUGCCGUGGGCUGUGUUGGCGCCGUGGGCUGUGUUGGCACCGUGGGCUGUGUUGGCACAGUGGGCUGCGUUGGCGCUGUGGGCUGUAUUGUUGUACUGGCACUGUGGGCUAUGUUGGCACUGUGGGUUGUUGGUGCCGUGGCUUGUUUUGGCGCCGUGGGCUGUGUUGGUGCCGUGGGCUGUGUUGGUACCGUGGGCUGUGUUGGCACCGUGGGCUGUGUUGGCACCGUGGGCUGUGUUGGUGCCGUGGGCUGUGUUGGCGCCGUGGGCUGUGUUGGCACCGUGGGCUGUGUUGGCACAGUGGGCUGCGUUGGCGCUGUGGGCUGUAUUGUUGUACUGGCACUGUGGGCUGUGUUGGCACUGUGGGUUGUUGGUGCCGUGGCUUGUUUUGGCGCCGUGGGCUGUGUUGGUGCCGUGGACUGUGUUGGCACCAUGGGCUGUGUUGGCACCGUGGGCUGUGUUGGUGCCGUGGGCUGUGUUGGCACCGUGGGCUGUGUUGGCACAGUGGGCUGCGUUGGCGCUGUGGGCUGUAUUGUUGGCGCCUUGGACGGUGAUGGCGCCGUGGGCUGUGUUGGCACUGUGGGUUUUGCUGGCACUGUGGAUUGUGUGGCCACUGUGGGUUGUGCUGCCACUGUGGGCUGCGCUGGCACUGUGGGUUGCGCAGGCACCGUGGACUGCGCUGGCACCAUGGGCUGCGCUGGCACCGUAGGCUGUAUUGGCACCGUGGGCUGUAUUGGCACCGUGGGCUGUAUUGGCGCUGUGGGUUGUGCUGCACUGUGGGUUGUGCCGGCACUGUGGGUUGUGCCGGCACUGUGGGUUGUGCCGGCACUGUGGGUUGUGCCGGCACUGUGGGUUGCGUUGGCACUGUGGAUUGCGUUGGCACUGUGGGUUGUGCCGGCAUUGUGGGUUGUGCUGCCACUGUGGGUUGACCAGAUCAUUGGUAAAGGUCAAAUUGUGACGGACAAGAAAUUGCGAGAGAAAGGAGAGAAAGGCUCUCUGGAACUGGAAGCCAUAGAUGAGAUGAGUAUGAUGGGAAGAGUGGUGAAAGUGGAGAAACAGGUCCAGUCCAUAGAACAGAAGCUGGAUCUGUUGUUAGGCGCCUACAGCCAGUUUUUAAGUAAAGGAUCAGCAUUGACGCUAGCUGCAAUGCACAUCCCUAUCAUGGACCAGGAGCUGACCUCUGACUAUCACAGCCCUGUAGACAAUGUCGACAUCUCCAUAUCUGCCCAGACAUUAAACAUAUCAAGAACUGACAGCAUCAACACGGAGUAAGGUUGGUCAGGUGGCCUGGGCUCUGCAGAGUCUGACUGAGAUGAACCAAUCGUGUUACCACUUCCAGAGCUGAAAAGACAUCCAUCAAAAAGCCCUUUCUGUUUAUGGUUUUAAUUUCAUUGAAAAAUGACUUUUCUGUACCAAAAGGACAAUCUUUGAGGAAAUGAGCCCAACAGCUCGAGGAGAAAGAUCCCUCAAAGGCUCAAAGACAUCAAUAUCCCAAGAAUGGCACAUAGUUCACACCCGUCUUUAGUGAUUCCAGAACCUAAAACAGAAGACACUGAGUGAUCCAUGAAUGUUGCUCCACAAGGCUUGUCCUAGGCUGUCUGUCUUUUGGAGGUGUGUGUGCGCAGACAAUCAGUAUUCCUCAAACAGACAGAGGGGUUUCCUGGGAGAAAGGUGAAUUCCUUUCUCCAUUUAAAACAUUCCAAUGAGACUGUUUAUUAUUUUGUAUGGAUUUCACAACAAAGGUUGGAAGGAACAUCCUAGUGAAACCAAGUCUGGCUGCACAAGGUUUUCUGGCACCCUUGAGGAGACAAUUUGAAUAUUUGUGUUGUGGGAAGAGCAGACAACAAGUAGCAUCCUUCUGGGGAUAUUAUUUUUGAGUAUUAACUAUCUCCUUAUCUAAUACACUUGAAAGCCCAAUGUCCACACUGAUUGGAACUGGCUCCGUUGUGGAUAUGGCAACAGUGCGGAUAUCAGGUCUUGAUAUGUUCGUUUGUGUGUUUGUGUAUCUCUCUCUGUCCCUUACCCUUCCUCCAGCUAUAUGUGUGUGUGUAUGUAUGAGUGAACAUGCAUGUGCCCUUCUCUUACCUGGAUCAGAUCUCUCCACCUUCUCUGCUCAAGUAAAACCACAAACCUUGCA
Molecule: messenger RNA, 4150 nt
Organism: Callorhinchus milii (elephant shark)
Lineage: Eukaryota; Metazoa; Chordata; Chondrichthyes; Chimaeriformes; Callorhinchidae
Product: potassium voltage-gated channel subfamily KQT member 4
Biological process (GO): potassium ion transport; transmembrane transport
Cellular component (GO): membrane
Molecular function (GO): voltage-gated potassium channel activity
Source: RefSeq, a predicted model, not a curated record